Cataglyphis hispanica is the source of this 1104-nucleotide messenger RNA. Its product is annotated as arylalkylamine N-acetyltransferase 1-like. Lineage: Eukaryota; Metazoa; Arthropoda; Insecta; Hymenoptera; Formicidae. The coding region runs from base 205 to 993 and encodes 262 amino acids. The record is from RefSeq and is a predicted model, not a curated record. The transcript has 4 exons. Gene Ontology annotation, molecular function: N-acetyltransferase activity.
ACCACAAUGCGUAGUGUUAGAUUACCACUGUAUUCAACGACAGCAGCUGACAGCGUUUUAGCGCUUAGGACUUGCUUCCACAAGCAAUUGUUAUACGCAAUUUACACAACAACGUUUUUCACGAUCAAAUAAUUUCUGAAAGUUAUUCCAUACUUCAUCGAAUAAAGAAGUGUAAUAAAGUUCGCGAAUCUCAUAUCAUUCAUCAUGGAGGAAAUACGCGCAUCAAAUCUGGUUGAUGCGAUGUGUAUCACCAGCGACAAGACCACUACUAAUUUCAUGAAAGAAACACCAAAUAUUACGAAAUACUCGUUAGCCGAUUCGGCCGACGGAUUGAACAGUGAUAUGGACUAUCACAUCGAAAUAAUUAACAAAGACGAUAAAUUAAGGGUGCUAAAAUUCUUGAGAAGGUUCUUCUUCAGAGAUGAACCGCUCAAUCAGAGCAUUCAACUGAUCCCGGAGGGCGAGGACAGUACUUGCGUGGAAUUGGAAGAUUAUUGCAGCCAUUCGUCGUUCGAAAAUAAUUUGAGUCUAAUGGCAGUUACUACGAGUGGUGCAAUUAUCGGUGUCCAGCUCAAUGGUAAAACAGAUCCUCCAUCGGAUGAAGAGCCAGAAUACAUAAAGUCGUGCAAAAACCCAAAAUUUAAAAAAAUAUUGAAAUUAUUGCAUCAUAUAGACAAAAGCGUGAACGUGAAUGGACAAUUUCGAGAUUUAAAUGUCUUGGAGAUCAAAAUACUCUCAGUAAAUACAAAUUGGAGAGGAAAAGGCAUUGCAAAGGCUCUCAUAGAAAAAGCAAUGGAAAUUGCAAAGGAGCAAGGAUUUCAUUACGCUAGAGCGGAUUGCUCGUCCUUCUUCUCCGGCAAACUUUGUGCACGACUUGGCUUUGACGCGAUAUACAAACUCAAUUAUAACGACUACGUAGAUGAAGAAGGAAAACCAAUCUUUUCACCUGCUUCGCCUCACACAGCAAUUGUUAGUUACAUAAAAAAAUUAUAGAGCAAAAAAAAAAAAUUAAAUUAAAAAGUUAGUCGUCGAAAUUAAUAACAGAUGUGAGUUCAGUUUGACAAAAAAAAUAUUAAUGAUAUAUAAUUGAUACAUACAUAUAAA